This is a messenger RNA of Sabethes cyaneus, 11059 nucleotides long. It is a transcript of the gene RhoGAPp190, whose product is annotated as rho GTPase-activating protein 190. Gene Ontology annotation, molecular function: GTP binding; GTPase activity. Lineage: Eukaryota; Metazoa; Arthropoda; Insecta; Diptera; Culicidae. Gene Ontology annotation, biological process: signal transduction. The record is from RefSeq and is a predicted model, not a curated record. Bases 1540 to 6651 code for a protein of 1703 amino acids. The transcript has 12 exons.
AGUCUUUGCAAACAACAAGCUGGAAAAUUGUGCGGAAAAUCCGUGAAAUCGUGCAGAUCAAAGCAAGGCGUGGGCCCAUUUUUACGGUCCGAAAUACGUUGCAUCCGCGGGUCGUCCAGCCAAAGCAAAGCACGGAGUGCAGCAGAAUUUUCCCAACUCGGAGAAUGACCAGGAGAGCCUGAAAGCAAAAAUUUUCCAGCGCGCGCGGCGAUAUACGGCAGAAUAAGUAAAUAUAGCCAGCCAUGGUGGUCUCGAGUUGAAGUCGAGGAGAAACAGAACUAGUGCUAGAACCAUAAACUGCACCGUGGAAAACGAUAUGCGAUGAUGAAAAAUGGCAAAAUAAUAUUGUAAGUAGAAAGGAAAAAGUUCAACCGAGUGAGUGAACGCACCCUCGCUCGUUCGCUCGCUCCACUUCCUCCAGUUGCAAGGGUUCCAGAAUCGGCGGAGGAAAGUGUACCCCGGUGUACGUGUGAGUGUGGGUUUGUGCAUGUGCAGCCAGUGAUUGAAAGCUUCCUUUCGAAAGCGACCAACCGACCAACCAACCAUCCGACCGACCGGCAAAAGCAGCCCAAAGGAAAAAGUGUUCUUCAGUCAGUCCUAAGUGUUGCUGUGGUUGUUGUUGUUGGUGGUGGUGUUGUUGUUGUUGUUGUCAUUAUUAUUAUUAUUGUCGGUGGCUGCAUCAGUGUGGAAAAUCUAGAGAAAAUCGCUUUCAAAGACGACACCCCCGAACAAAAACUCCAUUCAUCAUAGUUUAGUAGAAACGGCGAUACACGAACUGUGUGUGUGGGGAGCGCCUUUUUUGCGCCGUGUGGCCAACUUUCUCCUGUGCUGAGAAGAAGGAGUGGAGGCGCGGUGGUGGUAAUACAGCGAAGAAAGAAUACAGCAAGUUCGGUACCCCGACAGGAAGCAGCAGUAGAAGUAACAAUAGCAGCAGUAGCAGCGGCAACAGCAACAGCGAGCAGUCAAGUCCGGAACGGCGGUGUCCGUGCGCAACAGGAGGGUUGUUGUUGUUAGUGGUGGUGGUGGUGGUGUGGUAGUGAAGAGGAGGCGACGGCGGUUCUGUUGCUGCCCGAGAGUGUCAGCAAGCAAAAGCCAGUCAACCGUAUUUGCACAGUGACGGCAACAGCAGAAGCUGCUUGUAUCAAAACUAUACACACCGACCGAGAGAGAGAGAGAAAGCAUCCAGACCGGGAGCAGGGAUUCGCGUACCAACCAACACACAUACACACGGCAGUGCAGGGCAACAUUUUCCAAAAGGCAUCAUUACGCAGGAUUAUCUCAUCAGCGGCGCGCAGACGAGCGACUGGGAAAACGUGAAACACACGCGCGCGGAGAAACACCGCAAAGACGACGAACGGUGAAAAUCACAGCUGCCGUAAAGCCGGCCGGCUUCAGUCUCGGACCAACCGACCGACCGACAGACCGACCAACCGAGAAAUCUAGUUUUGCACGUCAAGCAUAAUUUGCAUAAAUUGGCUGCCACCUGCAGCAGCCACCCACCCAACUAGCUAGGCUGCAGGCGGCGUCCCCCGCGGCGUAAUGAAACAGAUCAAUGUUUCCGUCGUCGGACUGUCCGGUGUCGAGAAGGACAAGGGUCAGCUGGGGGUGGGCAAGUCCUGCCUGUGCAAUCGGUUCGUCCGGCCGAAGACCGAUGACUACGCGAUCGAUCACAUUUCGGUACUGAGUCAGUCCGACUUCAGUGGCCGAGUCGUCAACAACGAUCACUUCCUCUACUGGGGCGAAGUGCGCAAAACCUCCGACGAGGGGGUCGAGUAUAAUUUCAGCGUCGUCGAGCAGACCGAAUUCGUCGACGAUGCCACAUUCCAGCCGUUCAAGGUGGGCAAAAUGGAACCGUACAGCAAACGCUGUUCGGCCAUCCGACUGAGCUCGCAGGAGAAACUAAAGUAUAUCUGUAAAAAUCAGCUCGGUAUCGAGCAUGAGUACGAGGAAGUGAUCCUUCCGGAGGGUCGUUUCCUAGUCGAUGGAUUCGUGUGCGUGUUCGACGUCAGCGUCGUUCCGAAUCGGACCGUCGAGAAGCAGAUCGAGUUCACCAAUCAGAUUGUAAACAACAUCCUAAAGAACAAAAAACCGAUCGUGCUGGUAACGACCAAAAACGACGACGCCAACGAGCUGUACAUCCGCGAGGUGGAGAAAUUCUGCAGCCGGAAGGAGUACAAGGGUCAGAUCGUGAUGGUGGAAACUUCGGCCCACGAGAGCAUUAACGUCGAUUUGGCUUUCAUCGUGCUGGCACAGAUGAUCGAUAAAGCGAAGCAGCGAUCGAAAAUCAUGAGCUAUACGGAGGCGGCCAAACAGCGAACCGAUCUGUUGAAUGCCAGCUCGGAGUUCGUGACCCGUCUGAUACGCACCCAAAUCACGGAUCACCGGUCGAUUUGGACCAGCUCGUCGAAAAAGCUAGCUAGCCACCGGGAAUGGAAUGAUUUUCUGGAGUUGUUCGGUCAGGAAGCUGGACAGCGAAUAUUCCGACGGCACAUUAAAAAGCUUCGUGAAGAUUAUCAGGCGAAGAAGCUUCAAAGCUACAUGGAAUCGUUCGCUUGCGUUCUGCAGGAGCUUUUGCCGGACAUGAACAGUAUUAAUCUGGAGUUGGAUACUUUCAACGAUUGGCAAUCGAUUCGGAACUACUUCCGGAAUCAUGUUGAGUUCGAGCAGUAUUUCUUCGACGCAGUCGAACGGGGUGGCAGCUGGGCGGAACUGAGCGAUAUGAGUGAUAUGGAAGAUGAAAACCGGAUACCGUUCGAUAUCCUGGAGACGACCGAAGCGGAAACGGUUUUCAAGAAUCACAUGAAUGCACUGCAGCAGGAGCAGAAGCGACUGGAAUGGAAGAAGCAGUUCAAGAAGCUACUGGAGGAAACCGGUUACGUAACGCCGGGCAAGCAACUGGCCGAGGUGCGUGUCCUGUUUAUGGGACGCGAAUGCUUCGAAGCCUUGUCGGAGCAUGAUUGUCAGCAGAUCUACGAUAACCACCAGCGGGAGCUGAUCGAGACGGCCAAGCACAACUUCCAGGAGCUACUAAUGGAGCAUGCAGAUUUGUUCUACCACUUUAAAAACAUUGAACCAUCGGGAACGAUCACGCAGAACGACGUGAAGGAGAUUACCGAUGUGCUGCAGGAGGAUUUGCGCUACAAGCUGCUCGAUCGGCUCGAUCAGGACCGGAAGCUGAUGCUGUUUCAGCAUCUCGGGUUCGUUCACUGUCCGAUCCGCGAGCACUGCCCGGCCUUUCCGAACUGCAUGGAUGCGCUGAUCGAACGGAUACUAAUUGCCAAUCAGAACCUACCGAACCCUCGUUUUGCCCAAAAGGAUGGUCAGCUGCAGCUGAAUUUGAUCGUAAUCGGCCUGGAUUACAUUGCCAAUGAUUUCAUCGACAAGGUACAUCAGCAUUGCAACGACAACGGCGAGUACAUCGUCGACGGACAGGUCUAUGGACUGAACAUAGAAACCAUCAACCGGGAGAACGAUUCCUUCUCGUUCGAUCUGGCCUCCAAGGGGCUGAUUUGUUGCUACUCGAAUAGGCAAACCUUCACCUACAUCUACGAAGUGCUCGAUCGUCUGCUGGUGGAUAAUCUGGACUUUAAGGAUAGUGUAAACAAUUUGCAUAUUGUGUUUAUGAGCGAUGAGAAGAACAGCGAAAGUACCCUACAGCAGCUGCAAGCUGACGGCCAAUCGUUGGCGGAACGCCUUCACUGUGUCUUCAUUGACGAAAAUGAAUUCUAUGCCUCCGGACAGGAGGCACGCUUUGUGGACACCACACUAAACAGUGUGAUUGAUUCGAUCCCCUUCGAGGAACUUAAAUACGGCAUGAAUCUAGUGGACAUGCCCGAUCUUAGAAUUAUCAUGUGCAUUUUUUGUGGCGAUCCAUUCUCGAUCGAAAAUCUGCUAAGUUCGAUGAUGAUCGAACAGUCCUGCAUCAGCGCUGGAGAACGCAACAUUAUUUUCGAAAUGUUUCUGGGUGACUCCAAGCGACGGGUGGAACUCAUUCUGUCCUCCUACCACGGAGCAAACGCCUUUCGAGAUGACCUCAUCCAUGGCUUCAUCCUGCUGUACUCGAGCAAACGAAAGGCUUCCCUAUCCACACUGAGCGCCUUUUCACUGAACAUUCCGAACCUACCAAUGCAGAUCGUUUCCGUCUCGGAGCAAGGUGGCGUCAACGCUUUCUUCAACAACGAAACCUCGCAGAUGCUAAUCACCGAGGGAAAUGCCAUAGCCGACAAGUUGCGUGCGCACUUCGCAACCGCUUCCGACGAUGAUAACCAGUUUAAGUUUGCCUCGUUUGCACCCUUCCUCAAGGAGGUCUGGGAUAAGAAGCCGGAAAUCGAACAAGCCUUCAACAUGGAGGAACCCCUCACGAUCGAUUCCGGCGAGGGAACCAUGGAACACUCAAUGCAUCACCACCACCAGCAGGCACCGCAGCCACCACCACGGUACGAGAGCUAUCUGAUCAAUGGUUCUUCGACAACCUACCGCAGUGGCAACCAACAUCCGCAUCCACAUCAACAGCAGAAGAUGCUGUUCGAUAAUCGUUCCAUCAACUCGUUGGACGAUUUAGAAAACCUAAAACAACAACAGCAGCAGUAUUCCAACAUGUACUACUACGAGGAUAGUAGCGAUUUCGAUAAGGGUGGAAGUAAUCAAGGAUUUCAGAUUUAUCCACCACCGACCACGCCACCAGAACCGGCUCCGCCCGAUCAUCUGCUGACACCGUCGUCCAUUCUACGCCAGCUGAAGGCGAACACGGUGUCACAGUCGCAAAGCAGUCUCGAGGAGAUUAACUCCGACGUCAGCGGAUCCAAGGACUCAAUCAACACCUACGACUCAGGUUGGCUGGAUGACGGCUUUCUCAUUCCGAAGCAGGAUAACAAACAGAACGAAGACAUCUGGAAACAGGUGAACGCUCACCAUGCGUUCACGACCGGUCGGAGACCGAACCAGACCUCGUUCGCGAAGAAAAUUCGCCCCAAGGGCCCGAGCCAAACGCUCAAGCAACCGGGCAAGCUGAACCUGAAGAGCUUCGCCAUCGUCAACGAAGCGAUCGCCCGGAUGAAUCUCGGCCAGUCCGACGGGCAGGCCCAGCUUGGGAUGGGCGGUGGCCAAGCGCCUCCACCGAUGACCGAGAAGGAGAAAAAGAAAGCCAAGAAACUGCUGCAGCAACAGCUGGAGAAUGCUCCGCUGGCAGCGCCCGAGGAUGACAGCGAAGAUUACGAGGACGAAGCGGGCUACGAGCAGAUUAACGAUGCAUUCAGCGAUGCCGUUAACAAUGUGGCGAGUCAAUUAUUUACCACCUUUUCCGGCGGGCAGCGGGUGGUCGUCAGCGCAGCCGAUGCUGCGCAGCGUGAGGCGAUGGAACUGGCCGGAAAGAACAAGCUCCGCCAGCGGCGGGAGAAGGAACAAAUUUUUAACAUUCCAGAGUAUUCGGAUUCGGAGAGUGAUUCCAGCUCGCUGGAACGCAAACGCUCGACGGACGGUUACUCGAAAAUCAAUCGUAAACCACAGACACACAAGCGGCACCGUAAGAAGCGUACCGCCAUUCCGGUGCAACCGCCGAAGAUUCCUUUGGGUCCGUUCGGUGGUGGACUCGGUUCCACUGGGGCAGGUGAUGGUGGCGGCGGCGGCGGUGGUGGACCACCGAUGAUGGUAAGCCUGCCGGGCGUUGGUGGUGGUCCGCUCGGAUCCGCUCUCGGCAUGCCGAUGAUGUAUCAGAAGCUCAAGAAUGAAAAGAACAUCGGAAUGGAUCGGCAGGAGGAUGAAUCGAGUAUCGAUGUUUCCUCGCCGAGGGAUAACAAUUCGCCGAUUUUUGGCGUCCUGCCUAAGAUGGGUGACCGGGAAAAGUUGAUCACCAAGCAGAAGAACUGGUUCGGCAAGGAGAUCGACAGCAGCAAGAGCAGCUCCAAAGACUCGAAGGAUUCGGACACCAAUUCGAAGAAAACGGCAGGCCGUGCCGGUAAGCUAACCGGCGGUAAGAAUGCUAAAAAUGUUCCUCCCAUUCCGCAGCAACCGUCGCUCGCGAGUUUUAAGCAGUCGGACAAGAAUCUGGUGCCGCUGUUCGUGGAGAAGUGCGUUCGAUUUAUCGAACUGGAGGGACUGGAUUCCGAAGGAAUCUACCGGGUGCCCGGUAAUCGGACCCACGUUGAUUUGCUGUAUCAGAAGUUCGAUGAAGAAGUUGAUGUGGACAUCGAGAAGUUAGACAUUCCCGUGAAUGCGGUGGCAACGGCACUGAAGGAUUUCUUUUCCAAACGGCUGCCGCCGCUGUUUGCCGCCGACAUGAUGGCCGAACUGGAGGACAUUGCCGGCUCGCGGCCCCAGCAAGCCAUCAGCAGUCACAAUAUGGACGUGGUGAAAACCGACCGCAGCUGUCGGCUGAUUGCGCUGCGGUCGCUGCUCGGCCGACUGCCGCCGAGUAACUUUGCCAUUCUCAGCUUCAUAUUUCAGCAUUUUGUGAGGGUGUCCGAAAACUCCAAACUAAACAGCAUGGACAGCAAAAACCUGGCCAUUUGCUGGUGGCCAACGCUGCUGCCGAUCGAGUUCACCGACAUGAUGCGGUUCGAAACGAUGCGACCCUAUCUGGAGGACAUCGUCCAGACGAUGAUCGACCAGUAUCCGUUUCUGUUCCGCGGCGAGGAAGCAUUCGUGAUGGUCUGAUGCUGCACUGACGAUCCGGCGGGAAGUGGCUGGACCAACAGUAACCAGCAACAAUAGCAGCAGCAAACGGACGACAAAUGAAUUGUUGAUUAAUUUUUAGUUUGACCCAUCAUCCACGAAAGAUUGUCCGCGCGUUUCGGCGGCGGGCGAAUGGAACUCGAAUGCAUAAAUUAGCGAUACCAUUUUUAGCUAGGCGUUUAGGGACGAAAGAAAAAACAAGAAAAGAAAAAUUGUUGUACAUUUUUGUGUUUGUUUAGCGACUGUGACUUUGCGAAAAUGGGCUUCUUCCGUGAGUUAUUGCGCUUUUUCCCUGGUAGAAACAAAAGCUUUUUGUUGUCUUUCCAUCCCCAGGCUAGUAACGGAAAAGUAGCGCAAAGAAAAAACGCAAUUCGAUCCAACUGAAGCCAAUCCUUUUCGGUCGUCGAUGUGAAUGUGUAUAUUUAGUGCUUUUUAGAUACUCAAAAUGGCUCGGACUAUUUUCGUUUUUUGGAAAAUUUCGCUAUUUUACCAUGCUUAGAAGAAGAAGCCAAGCCCGAAAAACAGGAGCCAAGAGUUUUCGGAACUUGCUACUUACUGUCCCGCAAAUCAAAGCGGGGAGAGAAACCCGGGCAGGAAGAGAAAAUGAAAACAACCAACAUUCUAUUAUAGAUUCAGAGAUAUUUUUAACUGGUUUUUCAGUGUAUUUGAGCAAAAGCAUGCAAACAAAAUAUUUGUAUAUUUACCUGUGUACAUUUUAAGGCAAAACAAGUAAACCAUCAAUGCUCUAAAUAGUGGAACAAAUUAUUAAAACAAAAUAGUAACACGUCUGUAAGCGGUAAGCCUGUUAAGCCAUUAAAUACAAUUAUUGAUAUGAAAGCGAUAAGCUGUAACAAAUAUGUGGUGAUAAAGUGAAAUACUUUUUUGGUAGGUUUUAGUUACUGUACUUUGUGUACUUUUAAGGAAAGAGAAUCGAAACGAACUCAUACUCUAAUUAUACCUGUAAACAUUAUAUACAAACACACAACACAUAAAACUAGGAAUUAUGUGACUGUCUCUAAACGGAAAAUUUAGUGUGUUUUGAAUGCUCCAAUGUUGUAGCAGCAGAAGCACAUAAACGUAGCAAGAAGAACAGAAGACAAGACAACGGAACGGACAAAACGAAACUGCGCUUAAUCAGUGUUGCCAGCAGCUUUAAUGUAUUUAAUUACCUUCUGAUCAUCUGUUGCCAUCGGAACUCUGGGUGUCAAAAGCUUACCGCUGCAUUUCCUUUAAAGUAAUCGCGAAUCGAGACGAGAAAUUCUUUCAACAGUGUUACGAUUACAAUCGACUCUAGUCAAUCCGGAUGUCUAAUGUAUGUUGGAGGCGACGAGACAACCAGAAGAUUUGCCAGAUUUUAUAUCCCCCCUAUGCUUUCUUCUCCCAAGUUUUGCCAAAUUUUAACCCCCCUUCCCAUGAAUCGGCCACCAAUCUCAACCAACCAACCAACUGGAGAGACUAACCAAACGUGCCAUCCCGAAAAGUAUUCGUCCUUUUCUUUUUAGUUGUUUUAUAGUUUUAUAAUGAGUAAAAAUCGCAACGCAAUCCUGCUGCCACGAAACCACGCACUGUUAAACCACAAUCCCACACACUAAAACAACUGAAGGAAAGCAAAAAAAAAAAAAUUAAAAACAAGAAAUGAUUUCAUCAAGCUAAUACGAGCACGUCCCAAAACGCAUUGUGACUAGGUUUAACUACGAAACUACGAAACGCUAACGAAUCUAUAGUUUUAGUUGUCCACACAAUUACUUAUUAUACUCAAAAAACACAAACAAGCAAACAAAACAAAACAAAACGAACAAGAAUAGAGACGCUAAAAGUGAUCAAGUGAGAGAGACAAGGUGAGUAAGUAAAAGAUGCGCUUUUUAUGCAUAUUUUUUUCUAUUUUAAUUUGUUGGGUUUUAUUUUAUUUUAAAGAAACAUUUUAUUAAGCUAUAGCCUAUAUUAGUAUGUGUACGACGUCGAACAACCCCCUCUCCCAGUUAAGCCUACUGUACUGCUCUAGUAGAGUAGACCAGCAGAGGGUGGGAGUGUAAAUGUAAUAAUGUGGUGAGGAAGAUAAUCACCGCGUUCCUUAGAUAGAGACCGUAUUUUUAAACUAGAAAGAAGAACAGAACCCAAAAGUGUAGUAGAAGAAGACAGCAAGUCGCCAGAAGAAAAAAAAAACAGGCAAAUUAAAGACGAAUAAUUUCACACCAACUGAUGGAACAAAACCCAAACACAUAACAUAAAACAAGAGUGAGUUCGAAAGUUUGGCAAAACACCACCCGUUACGGCGCCCGUUACGAAACGGAUCAAUUACUCAAAAAAAAGAGAGAGGAAAAUCUAAACCAAAUAAAAACGGUAUCAUAAUGUUUCGUCAAAACUUAAGCAAAAUAAUGAUGAGUUGUAAACUAGAGAAACUAGCCAUGUGAAGUAACAGGAGUAAAAAAAACCAAUACAAGUGUUAAAUGUGUAAAUGUGUAUAAACAACAAGCAAGCAAGUCGUCAGUUGAACGUUUUUUUGAUCUAAACAUGUAAACGCAAACAACACGUCGCAUUCGACGAAUGCAUAGAUUCAAACAUACAAUACACACAAGCACACAUUUAUCACACUAAUACAAACGAAAUGAAAUUGGGGUUUGGUGGCAAUGGAACGAACGACCGUUGCAGCGUUGGUUUUUGUUUGCUUUAAUACUUUUGUUAUCGACCGCAUAGUAUGCUAUAUCAAGCCAGCAUUGAAAUUAAUGGAAAAUACUGUAAUUUUAAAUUAGCCACGGUAACAGGGACGGUGUGGAAGACUUGACUCGGUCAGCAGAAAAUGGGAUAUCGGAAAUAAAAACAAUAGUUAAAAUAACGGUAUUCUGAAUUACCAGACUGGUUCGACCUAAUCCAAAAUAGGCAAUCGUCUCGAUUCCACGUUCCGUUUGGAGUCAUUCUAUAGCACGCCCCAUGCUCAUCAGAGACCCUUCCGCUCUAUCAUCGGAUACGUCUCGUUUAUCGUAUAUCGUCUCGUACAGAAGACGAACAUCGGUCUCUGCUUUUACAGAAACUUUUAGGGACGUUGGAAUUGUGUAACCUCUAGAACUGCUAGUUCGGAGAACACUAGAGAACGCAGUGGCAUCAGUCAUCUGUGAGACCUAGCAGGGCUUCAUGAAGCACUCGUCAAACACGACUCUUAGCAGCAAGUGUACCUCACAUCACAUUGUUGGUAUCGUCCAGUUGAAGCGCAUAGGCUUUCCGGAUUGGUUCACAGAAUGGCUAACGCAGGGAUGAUUUUGUUGUACCUUCAUACAGUUUUCACAAUAUCAACAAAAUCUUCCGAAUAUGAGCCUCAACUAUGCGGUUACUUCAAGUCAAAAUCUAGUACAGGCUGCCAAUUAACAUUGGUAUUCCCAAGAAACAUUUUUUUAUAUAGUCGGUGUUAAAUCAGACCGGACCGAGUCGCAAAAUUUUAAAAAAUGCAUUAAUGACAGCAUACAAUCAAGAAUCUUCUAAGCUACAUUUUACUCUAAUCAGACUACAUAAAUGUUGCAAACAGCCAGAGCUAUGAGAUGAUUUCGUACAACUGAUAGCUAUGAACCAUACAAAGUUACAGAGCAGCCAACUUUGAACGCGUUUUUCUCAAAAUCAGAAUUUUGCCACUUGGUUCGGUCUGUGACUUAACACCGACCAUAUAAUAGCUAAUCAAGCACUUAUUCCGCGGGUACUAGCUAUACCAUAGUUGAAUAACCUACUCAUCAACAAAUUUUUUUUUGUCGAGUUAACAGUGGCAAAUUGUCUAAUCCAUAAGUUAAUCACCUGCUCAUAACUUUUUUUCAAAAUUGCCUAAAAUUGAACGCUCCCCUCUCAUGAAAAUAAGUACAUGGAAAAACCUUCUUUGUCCAAUCCCGUGUUCUUGAGGGGUUCUGUAGCCGAAAGGUAAUCAAGUCUGUCUUAACAAGCGAGUGGUCGUAGCCUGGAAUCUAAGCAGAAUCAGGCAAAUCGAUAUUAUGCGACUUGAGUAUGGAUUUGUUCUCCGAUGCAUCUACAUCUUUCCUUUACACGGAGUACUGCAUUUACCAUGAACGAUGCCUCAUGCCAGGGCAAGUUAUAAGAGCCCUAAUAGGAGGCAUCUUGGGAGAAAGCGUGCCUAAUUCUGCGCAUUACGGUGUUUCUUGUUCAUGCAAACCAAAGCAUCAUCCAUGGGAAACCCUCUUCCACCUUUUCUACGUGGCUAACAUAGGGCUCUAUACGUUGAGCGACUCGACUCGACUCCGUUACUGUCGAAUGUUGAAUGCGAGGAAAUCGGACAGCAUAGCUGCUCGAUAAAUAACUAAAACAAAGCAAGUGUCAUCCAAGCAGUAGUUGAAACAUCUUCUAUGUUGCUAUUAAAUCUUUUUCAAAUUGCAAAAAACUUCACCGGUUACAGUAU